Molecule: messenger RNA, 2900 nt
Organism: Hyphopichia burtonii NRRL Y-1933
Lineage: Eukaryota; Fungi; Ascomycota; Pichiomycetes; Serinales; Debaryomycetaceae
Product: putative ubiquitin-specific protease
Exons: 1
Coding region: 66-2831 (921 amino acids)
Biological process (GO): protein deubiquitination
Molecular function (GO): cysteine-type deubiquitinase activity
Source: RefSeq, a predicted model, not a curated record
CUUUCUUGAUUAUCUCGGGAAACAGAGUCGAUUUGGAGGAUUAGGUUGACUAGUCUUUUUUUUACAUGUCCUUAGUGCAACAACUACGACUGUUAAUACUUAAUCAAGACUUGUCGAGUGGAUUUGCUGGUAGUAGAGCCGAAUCUAGGAUUGAAAUUUCAGUAUUUCGAGCACUCUGGAAUAGAAUAACUUCAUUACCAAGAUCAGAAAAGCACAAAUUGAUUUUAUCGAUCAGUUUAACGUUAUCGAUUGCUUAUUAUAUAUUGGCACCUUCUAUUCCGUUUCUAGCAUCGUCAAACCAGGAUAAAAUGUUUUCCAGAAGACCAGAUAAACAUACUACUGGGCUUAUUAAUAUGAGAAAUGACUGUUUUGCUAACUCAUCAAUACAAGCAUACUCAGCAUUACCGGGGUUAACCGAUUAUUUGAAUAAAUUUAUUGGAUCCUUUCAUGAAUUGGUUAAAUACAUCCAACAGAAUGAGAUUAAUCUUGAAGAAGUGACUGCAUCAACUAAAGGAAUUCAUAAUAUUGCUAAUUCAAAAUUCAAAAGUAAUAAGAUUGAUUAUAAAUUUGAUAUCCCGCUUCAUGUUGCUCUCGCUAAUAUUGUGAAGAAACUCCAGGAUACCCAAAUGACUUCGAGAACUAUUUCAGUAUGGACUUUUUUACAUUCUUUGGAAAAAAUUUUUAAUGCUAAGAUUUCAAAAUCCCAACAUGAUGCCCAAGAAUUGACUCAAUUGAUCAAUGAAACUUUAGAAAAUGAAAAUAUCAAUGCCAAUAAGAUUUUUAAGAAAUUAAGAGUAUUCCAAAACCCUUCACCAAAUCAAAUUCAUCAAUUAGAUUUGAUCGACAUUCCAGAGUUCCCGUUCAGUGGAUUACUCUUAUCCCAAAUGAAAUGUCUUAAAUGCUCCCAUGUUUCAAAACCAAAUUUUUCUCCUUUCUUAAUGAUGACUUUACAUGCUCCGGAAAAACUAUCAACCGAUUUGGAAACUAUUAUCAAUGAUAAUGAGUCGGAGUCAAUCGAAGGUUAUCAAUGUAUGAAAUGUCGUAUUAAUAGUAUUGUAAUCCACGAAUCAAACUUGAAAUUGAAUUACGAUGAUGAUCAAGAGCAAUUGAAAAUCAUCAACCAAUUAAUCGAUUAUAAUAAUGAUGAUAAAUUAUGCAUUAAUGAAGAUUUGGAUUCUUCUUUAGAAGAUUAUAUCAAAUCUUAUAAUAAAAAGGGUUUGGAUAUGUCGAGUAUCACGUCAACAGUUUUCAGGAAAACUCAAGUUUUAAAACCUCCAAAGGUUUUCGGUUUACACCUCUCAAGAUCAAGCUUUAACGGUAUUGAUAUCACCAGAAACUCUUGUCGUGUUUCUUUUAAAGAUCAUUUAACUUUAUCCAUUGGUAAAGAAUUCCAUGAUGAAUUAAAACAAUUCCAAGCUGCCGCCACUCAAGAUGAUGACUUGAGUGAACAUAAUAUCCAUUCAAACAUCUUGACCAAUGACGAAAAUGAUAUGGAGGAUGAAAGUAUUCAAAGAGAAGAUUUCGAUGAAAAGGGCAAUGAAGAUGAAGACGAUGAUGAUGACGAUGAUGAUGAUGAUGAUGAUGAUCCUACCGAUGAUAAUACUACUGAAGGUACUAGUACUGAUGAUGUGGAUGACGAUGACGACGACGAGGAUGAUGACGAUGAUGCUUCCUUAACAUCAAAGGAGUCAGUACAGCCUUCUGUAAAUACUGUCGGAACUUUGAACGAUAGCACUAAUCAGCCAAACACAACAAAAUCGUCUCACAACAAUUCCAAAAAUUUAUCCGAAUUAUCUUCAAAUUCAACCACCCUCAAAGCUCCAGAAACUUUAAAUAAUGCCCCAAUCACAGAAGAUCAAACUGUUCAUUUGAAACGCCAUUUUAAAAACUUUAAGUUCAAUGAAAAUGACAUUUACAAGUAUAGACUAAAAGCAGUUAUCAUACAUCAAGGUUCUCAUACUCAAGGCCACUAUGAAUGUUAUAGACGUAAACCUUUAUACGUAAAAGAUAAAGAUGGUACUAUUUUCAAAUUAUCUCCAGAAAUUUCGGAAGAAAGUCUACAUGAUGUUACAUUUGCUGUUUCUCAAGUUCAUGAAUCCAAUGUUCCUCAAGAUGAAAAACCAUUAGAAAUAAAUUCUGACUCAACUAAUGAAGGUAAAAGAGAUUCUAAUGAUACAGUUGAUUCAAAUAAAACUGAAUCUAAGCAAGAUGAAAAACCCGCUAAUGUCCCUCAACGUGCACCUAGCAGAAGAAGAAAAUUAACCUUGUCCUUAACAGGCUCUUCCAAUAAUUCUGUUGAUACCACUCAAAAUAAUCCCGAUACCAGUAAUAGUCUGACCAGCGUAAACAAUUCAAAUACUAAUGGCUCAGCUCCUUCUCUCCUUCCUCAAACUGAAGAAUUCCCGGGUCAUGGUAAUUUCCGUCGUAAAUUUACAAACAUGAUGGGCCGUCGUCCGUCUGUUGUUCAAGCUGAUCCAGAACAUGCUAAUAUACAAGAAAUCAUUCAUUCUGGCUUGACUACUCCAGCAGAAUUAUUGGUUGAUGAUCCUGAAGGGGGUUAUUUUUCAAAUAACAAUCUUGAAAACUCAUUCAGUCAAAUGAAGAUUGAUGAAGAAGCUCAGAAAAAGGCUUCGCAAAGAUUUGAACAGUCAAAUAAUUCAAAAAACAAGAUUAAAAUGAAAAAAAUUCAAAGUUUAAUCAAAUGUCCCUACUGGAGAAUAAGUGAUUCUCAUAUAACCGAAGUAUCUCGUGCUUCUGUCUUGUGUGAAACUGAAAGCGUAUAUAUGUUAUAUUAUGAAAGAGUUGAUAGAAAACAAGUAAGAGAAAAUUAAAAAAACACAUAUUUUCCUUCACCAAAUACCUACAUUUCCACUCGACUUAUGCCAAAUUAUAGAUACAGC